Messenger RNA from Phragmites australis (common reed), 1056 nucleotides. Its product is annotated as GDSL esterase/lipase At4g10955-like. NCBI's taxonomy places the organism in Eukaryota, Viridiplantae, Streptophyta, Magnoliopsida, Poales, Poaceae. The transcript has 2 exons. The coding region runs from base 104 to 868 and encodes 254 amino acids. The record is from RefSeq and is a predicted model, not a curated record.
CCCCUUCCCCGCCUUCCCUACGCCGGCUACCGACCGCACCUACAGCACACAGAUCAUUAAGCGAGCGAGUGGCUACUGAACACUAGUGCUUAGCUUGGUGGCCAUGGCAAUGGCGCAGCAUGCGAGCUUGUCCUGCUCUACUACUUGGCGGGAGCUCACGAGCACGAGCUGGAGGGACAAUGACUACAGGAGGAUGGUGAUGGCGUGCCUGAUCGAGGCGGUUUACCUGCUGGAGCUGGAGCGGCAGGAGCGCCGGGACGCGGCGGCGGUGGCGCAGCAGUGGUGGAAGCCGUUCCAGUACCGCCUGGCGCACGAGCUCGUGGACGACCGCGACGGCUCCGUGUUCGGCGCCAUCUUCGAGCGGGACCACCACCUGCUCGAUGGCGACAGGCCGAGCGGCGCCCCGAGCGCGGUGAUCGCGUUCCGGGGCACGCUGCUGCGCGCGCCGACCAUCCGCCGCGAUGUCGAGGACGAACUCCGCCUGGUGGCCUGGAACAGCCUCCGCGGCUCGGCGCGGCUGGCCCGCGCGAUGCAGGCGCUCAGGGCGACCAUCGACCAGUUCGGGUCCGAGAACGUGUGCGUCUGCGGCCACUCCCUGGGCGCCGGCUUCGCGCGGCAGGUCGGCAGGAUGCUCAUGGCGUCGCCGCGGAGGCAGCCGCAGCAGCAGGCGGCGCUGGAGUUCCACCUCUUCAAUGCGCCCUACCUGUCGCUGCCCAUGGGCGUGAGCAGCGUGGUGAAGACGGCGGGCUGCCUGCUCAAGGCGCUCCGCUCCGGCGUCGGCAGGUGGCACGGCAAGGCGCUCCGGAACGUGGCUUACGCCAACUGCAUACUCGGGUACACCAGGCUCGAGAGCUGCAGGAGGUUGUGAGAAUCCGAUGCGAUGAUCGAUAACGUGAGGCGUUGAACAGAACUGUACUUAUGCGAGUCGUAUAUGUAUGGACACCUUGUAGAAUUCAUCCGUAGAAUGUAGGAAACAAAUAAGCAUCUGACCGGAGGAUGCACGGCUUCGCCUGCAUGCUUACUUUGUACUCUAAAUUGUGAAUUAAAGAAGCUAUC